AGAAAGAAAGGGGCAAAAAAACCCCGACGCUCCUCUUUAGCACGCAGUCGUUCUUCUUCUUCUGCUUGCUUUCUCCUUCAUAGUUCUUCCUCCCUAGCACGCAGCCGUGGGCUGCCGUCGGAUCCUCUGCCGUAUUCGUCUUCCACGCACGCCCUUGUCCCUUCGUUGAAUUCGCCCUCCGUUGUGAGACUGUCAUUUGCCGUCGGGGCUUCGGUGUAGUUUCUGACUCCCGAGAUCGUCAAUGUCUAUUUCCCAAGAACUUUACCCAUCUCAGGAUGACCUCCUCUAUGAAGAAGAGCUCUUGCGGAACCCUUUUAGCCUUAAGUUAUGGUGGCGUUAUCUUGUUGCUCGAUCAGAAGCUCCAUUUAAAAAACGCUUCGUUAUCUACGAGCGAGCUCUCAAGGCCCUCCCCGGAAGCUACAAGAUUUGGCACGCGUACCUUCGUGAACGACUUGACCUUGUUCGAAACCUGCCCAUCACUCACUCUCAGUAUGACACCCUGAACAACACGUUCGAGCGUGCCCUUGUCACAAUGCACAAAAUGCCCAGGAUCUGGAUUAUGUAUCUUCAAACUCUGACUGAACAGAAACUGAUCACUCGGACACGGAGAACGUUUGAUAGGGCCCUUUGUGCGCUGCCAGUAACCCAGCAUGAUCGAAUUUGGGAGCCAUAUCUUGUGUUCGUGAGCCAAAAGGGAAUCCCUAUCGAGACUUCUCUUCGGGUUUAUAGGAGGUACUUAAAAUAUGAUCCUACUCAUAUUGAGGAUUUUAUUGAAUUCUUGAUUAAUUCUAGUCUCUGGCAAGAGGCUGCAGAGAGGUUGGCUUCGGUGUUAAAUGAUGACCAGUUUUAUUCAAUAAAGGGAAAAACAAAGCACAGGCUAUGGUUGGAGUUGUGUGAUUUGCUCACCAGACAUGCCAAUGAGGUCUCUGGGUUAAAUGUUGAUGCAAUAAUUAGAGGUGGGAUUCGGAAGUUUACAGAUGAAGUGGGGAGACUCUGGACAUCGCUGGCAGAGUAUUAUAUAAGGAGGGGUUUGCAUGAGAAGGCUAGGGAUAUUUUUGAGGAGGGGAUGUCAACUGUUGUCACAGUGAGGGAUUUUAGUGUGAUUUUCGAUUCAUACUCUCAGUUUGAGGAGAGCAUGCUUUCUUAUACGAUGGAAGAGCUGGGUUUAAGUGAUGAAGAAGAAGAUAAUGAUCAAGAAAAUGGCUUUGGAGAUGAAGAAGAUGUUCGAUUCCUUGGAAGACUGUCUCUAGAGGACUUUGAGAAGAAGAUUCUGCAUGGAUUUUGGUUGAGUGAUAAAAAUGACAUAGAUUUGAGAUUGGCUAGAUUGGAACAUCUUAUGGACCGGAGACCAGAAUUGGCUAACAGUGUUCUUUUACGUCAAAAUCCUCAUAAUGUAGAACAGUGGCACCGUAGGGUGAAGCUGUUUGAGGGCAAUCCUACUAGACAGAUAUUGACCUACACUGAAGCCGUUAGGACAGUCGAUCCUAUGAAAGCAGUGGGAAAACCUCACACAUUGUGGGUUGCUUUUGCAAAACUAUAUGAAGAUCACAAAGAUCUUGCCAAUGCCAGAGUUAUAUUUGACAAGGCAGUACAAGUCAAUUACAAGUCUGUGAUUCAUCUGGCUAGUGUCUGGUGUGAGUGGGCAGAAAUGGAAUUGAGGCAUAAGAAUUUCAAAGGAGCCCUUGAGCUCAUGAGGCGGGCCACAGCAGAGCCAUCAGUUGAGGUCAAGCGAAGAGUGGCUGCUGAUGGAAAUGAACCAGUUCAAAUGAAGUUGCAUAAAUCCUUGAGAUUGUGGACAUUUUAUGUUGACUUGGAGGAAAGUCUGGGUAACUUGGAGUCUACUCGUGCAGUAUAUGAGCGCAUAUUGGAUUUGAGAAUCGCAACUCCACAAAUUAUAAUUAACUAUGCAUAUUUCUUAGAGGAGCACAAGUACUUUGAAGAUGCAUUUAAGGUUUAUGAAAGAGGCGUGAAGAUAUUCAAAUACCCGCAUGUUAAAGAUAUAUGGAUCACAUAUCUCUCGAAAUUCGUGAAGAGAUAUGGGAAAACAAAAUUGGAGAGAGCAAGAGAGCUGUUUGAGAAUGCUGUUGAAACAGCUCCUGCUGAUCAAGUAAAGCCUUUAUACAUGCAAUAUGCAAAGUUAGAGGAGGACUACGGACUGGCAAAACGAGCUAUGAAGGUUUAUGAACAAGCAACGAAGGCUGUUCCUAAUAAUGAGAAGUUAAGCAUGUAUGAAAUAUAUAUUGCUCGUGCUGCUGAGAUAUUUGGUGUACCCAAAACAAGGGAAAUCUAUGAGCAGGCAAUUGAGUCUGGUCUUCCAGACAAGGAUGUCAAAACCAUGUGUUUGAAGUAUGCUGAGUUGGAGAAAAGCUUGGGAGAAAUUGAUCGGGCCCGUGGAGUAUACAUCUUUGCCUCACAGUUUGCAGAUCCACGAUCAGACUCUGAAUUUUGGAACAAGUGGCAUGAGUUUGAGGUGAAACAUGGUAACGAAGACACCUUCAGAGAAAUGCUUCGUAUUAAGCGCAGUGUCUCUGCGAGCUACAGCCAGACCCAUUUUAUACUGCCUGAGUACCUGAUGCAAAAGGACCAAACUGUGUCUCUGGAUGAGGCCAAAGAAACAUUGAAACAGGCUGGUGUACCUGAGGACCAAAUGGCCUCGCUAGAAAAGAAAGUUGGGUUUGUCAGUGCUGGAGUAGAGUCACAGACCGAUGGAGGAAUUAAAGCUAAUGCAAAUAAUGAGGAUAUUGACUUACCAGAAGGGAGUGACUCUGAAGAUGAUGAAAAAAUUGAAAUUGCUCAAAAGGAUGUCCCAUCGGCCGUUUUCGGCGGUUUAGUUCGGAAGAGGGAGGAGGGUAGUGAAAAGAAUGAAGAUGUAACACGUCUUGGUGCUUUAGAGAGAAUAAAGAGGCAGAAGGCAAGCUGAAUUUUCUGCUCAUAGAUUGGAUAUUUCUUUGUAUCAACGAAUUUCAGAGCUUUUGUAACAUUUCAAUAGGAAACCGAUAGCUUUCCUUGCAUCUCAGUUACAACACGUGUGAGGAGGCAAUAUGCAAUUUCUUAGUUAUGAAAAAAAAAAAAAAAAGAUUCCUUGACGAACGUUUGAAUGGUCUGUAUUUAUCAUGUGGGAGAAAAUCAGGAAAGAGUAGUAUUUGUUUACUUGAAA
This is a messenger RNA of Prosopis cineraria, 3157 nucleotides long. RefSeq lists its product as uncharacterized. Gene Ontology annotation, cellular component: U2-type catalytic step 2 spliceosome; Prp19 complex; post-mRNA release spliceosomal complex. The transcript is spliced from 6 exons. The record is from RefSeq and is a predicted model, not a curated record. Gene Ontology annotation, molecular function: protein binding. The coding region runs from base 242 to 2920 and encodes 892 amino acids. Gene Ontology annotation, biological process: generation of catalytic spliceosome for first transesterification step; mRNA splicing, via spliceosome. NCBI's taxonomy places the organism in Eukaryota, Viridiplantae, Streptophyta, Magnoliopsida, Fabales, Fabaceae.